Molecule: messenger RNA, 1227 nt
Organism: Melampsora larici-populina 98AG31
Lineage: Eukaryota; Fungi; Basidiomycota; Pucciniomycetes; Pucciniales; Melampsoraceae
Exons: 5
Coding region: 1-1227 (408 amino acids)
Biological process (GO): protein phosphorylation
Molecular function (GO): ATP binding; protein serine/threonine kinase activity
Source: RefSeq, a predicted model, not a curated record
AUGAAAAAGUCUUCAAAGCCAGUCAAAUUGAUUCAAAAUUGCUCAACCUCACUCUCCGAUAACGUCUCAUCAGCCCAGCUACCUGAUCCAACCUUUAUUAAUCCAUCACUACUAUCAGCAACUUCCACUGCUCCUCUGUGUGGAAGUAGUACAGCUUGUUUUCAUCUCCCACCAACUCAACUUAACUACGGAACCAAUUUUUCAAAAGAUGUACUAGGUACAAUGGUAUCAGAUGGAUUUUUGAACGAGAAAGCGAACUACACUACAUCUCAGACAGUUGUCAAAGAUUUCAGUUAUGAUUCGACACACAUCAAACAGAUGUGUGUAACAGCUUUUGCAAAACCACUCCCCGUCCAUGACCCUAUAUCCCCGACACAACUCAUUGAAGGAAGGAAGCUUGUCCUUCAAGCCAGGAAUGGUAAAACAGUAUGGAUUCCAGCUCCAUUCAGAUUCAAAGUUUUCACUGACAAGGAAGUGGGAAGAGGCUCGACUUGGAUCUGCUAUGAAGCAUUGGGAGAAUCUGGAGGAAUUGUAUACAACAUGCCUUAUAUUCAAACAAUGCAAGCUUACAUGGGUGUUGCAAAGUACUUGAAGCGCUUUCAAGACGAUUGUGAGAAGCUUGAUGGGUUAUUUCCUAUGUACAGUAUUAUACAGGACUUAAAAGUUGUAAAAUCAUUUGUAGUCUACUCUGGAUCUUUGAGCCAAGAUCUUGACCCAAAAAACAUUUGGUUUUUUGAAAAAUCCCUUGUAAAAGAAGGUCAAUUCGAGAAGUACACAUCCAACAUGUGUUUCAAGAUACGAUCAUCAUGUGAUUCAACCCAUAUGGCCCUUUCUGCUUUCACUCAUUACGUAUAUGAGAAGAACAAUCAUCAGAGAUUAGUUGCUGAUCUUCAAGGAUUUGGUGAAUAUCUCACUGAUCCACUCAUUUUGGAUAUAAAGAAUGCUUGGGUUCAGGAGACUAACACAGCUGAAGAGGGAAUUCAAAGAUUCAACGAACAGCACCGGUGCUAUGAAAUUUGUCACAAACUAGGACUGCCGUUUCCACCUGGUCAAGAAGCCAAUCAAAACCAUAGUGAGAAUAUGGAAAAAGAUUUCAUUGAAGAUCAUAUUGCUAAUGGGGGAAAUCCAGACUUUACUGCACCCGAGAACGCACCAAAUGAGUUCUGGAAACAAAAAACUACUCAAAACCGUAUGAGACUCCGUUCUCAAAAAUCACCUGAUGUGUAG